GCAUAUUGCAGUAUUCUCUACCUGAAGCCAACAAUGCAGAUCAUUCUGCGAGGACAAAAAGUGAAAACACAGCUGGUUUCCAAAAGCCUUGCCUUCAUUGAACGCGAUAUAUAUAGGCCAAAAUUUUUGAAUGCUAAAACAGUAAGAAUUACUUUUGGAUUUAACUGCAGAAACAAAGAUCACUAUGGAAUAAUGAUGUACCAUAAAAACAGACUCAUCAAAGCUUAUGAAAGAGUUGGCUGUCAGUUAAAGGCAAACAACAUGGGUGUUGGUGUAGUUGGGAUAAUUGAAUGCAACUUCCUAAAACCAACUCAUAACAAACAAGACUUUGACUACACAAAUGAAUACAGACUUACAAUAGCAGCAUUGGGAGAAAAGCUUAAUGAUUACUGGAAUGAGAUGAAAACUAAGAAAACCAAAGAAUAUCCAUUAGCUUUGCCAGUUGAGGAGAUACAAAAACAACCUGAUCAGACAUGGGUGCAGUGUGACUCAUGUCUGAAAUGGCGGAAACUGCCAGAUGGAAUAGAGCACCUGCCAGAAAAGUGGUACUGCUCCCUGAACCCUGAUCCGCAAUUCCGGAAUUGUAAUGUGCCAGAGGAACCAGAAGAUGAUGACUUAAUACAUCCUACGUAUGAGAAAACUUACAAGAAAAAAGACAGGGAAAAACUGAAGAAGCGACUAGAGUACAGCCACCAGAUGAGUAAUGAAAUGUUUCUAAAAACACCUGUUUCUUCAAGUAAAGACUUCAAAACAUUCUCAACUGUGACUGGAAAGGAAGCUGUUCCAAGAUCACUUUUAUCAGAAACUUCAAAUGCUUCUGUCAAAAGACCUCUCCUUAUUUUAAAUAGAUCAGUAUCUUCACCUCAUUCUGAUUCUGAUAACAGUCUUAAGCGGAGGACACCUAGUUGCGUGACACCCGUGUCUUUAAAGACACCUCGAUUAAAUGACAAAACAUUCAACAACCGUGAUGAUGACGAUGAAGAUGUCAUUAUUGUAGAGGAGAGCAGUACUCCAAAGCCUUCAGCAGAUUCUGACAUUCCAAUAGUAAAAACUGAAUGUAUUAAUUUGGAUCAAGAGGAGAAGCAGAAGGAAAACUGUGAUGUCAGAGAACCUUGCAGUGCAGUUACUUCAGAAUCAAAAAGUGAACAGCUGACCUCAGCGACACAGACAGAGAUCCCAAACAUGGUUGUUAAAAAGGAAGAGGUGGAGGAUGACACAAAUAUUCAAGUUCCCAGGGCAGAGAUGGAAACUGAACAGCACAGUGUUAAUGGCAUUUCUGAGACAUCUGCAGAUUUUGGAAAUGAACUGAGAAAUCAGCUGCAAUUAUUAAGCAGAGAAAAAGAAAUGUACCAAAACAAAUGUGAAGCAUUAACCAAACAAGUAGAAACACUGGAACAGAGGAUUUUGGAAAUGAAUAAUAAGUAUGUCAAAAAAGAAAUGUGCCAUCAGUCAACUGAGACAAUUUCUUCAUUUCAAGAAGACAACGUUCAUGAAAGAAGUUUGGCGGAAGUGACGACUCUCUAUAAUCAGGCCUUAGAAGAAAUAGCAAAGCUAAAGGAACAAUGCAGUACCCUAGAGAACUUAAAAACUGAAUGCAGCAAGUGUGCUGAUGGUGAAAGUAAGAGUGAGGUAGAUGAAAUUGCUGUGCAACUGGAUGAUGUUUUCAGGCAACUGGACAAGUGUAGCAUUGAGAGAGACCGAUACAAAAGUGAGAUUGAACUACUAGAAGUGGAAAAAAAUCAAAUUGCCUGUCAGUGUGAAGAACUCAAAGCAGAAAUCACACAGUUAAAAGCUUCAAUUCCAGAAGCAGUAGCACGUGCAAAUGAUUCUACCACCAGUAAUGUAGAAGACUCUGUAAAUUUUUCUGAUGGAGAAAGCCUGAAACUACGCUCCCUCCGAGUGAAUGUUGGACAACUUCUGGCUACAAUCAUGCCUGAUUUAGACUUGCAGCAAGUAAAUUAUGAUAUCGAUGUAGUAGAUGAAAUUUUAGGGCAAGUUGUAGAACAAAUGCAUGAAAUCAGCAGUACUUAAUACCUUAAGAUUUUAGCAGACUCUUACUUGAUCUUCCAUUAUAACCUUUGUGUAGGUUCAAAAUUGUAUAUACUGCUUCACUUUAUAUAUUUGACAUAGUUUGAUCAAUAAGUGUAUAUACUCUACGCGUUUGUAUGUUCCCACAAUGCAGUGGGUGUUAUCUUCACUUCCUCGUAAAGGAAUACUGUCAAUAUUGACCAACCCUGUUGUACUGAAUUAAGAAUUUUGCUUUUAAAAUGUAUUUGUAAUUAAAUUUGCAAAUAUUUUUAUUAUUAGGAACCUUAAUACUUUUCUACAAAAGCCUUUUCGUUGACUUCCAAUCUUAUAUAAGCAUUAAUACUUGGAAUUACUUCCUCUUCUAAAAUCUAAGUAGUGAAAUAUAUUAAAAAU
Molecule: messenger RNA, 2421 nt
Organism: Apaloderma vittatum (bar-tailed trogon)
Lineage: Eukaryota; Metazoa; Chordata; Aves; Trogoniformes; Trogonidae
Gene: MORC3
Product: MORC family CW-type zinc finger 3
Exons: 11
Cellular component (GO): PML body; nucleus
Molecular function (GO): zinc ion binding; ATP hydrolysis activity
Source: RefSeq, a predicted model, not a curated record